Molecule: messenger RNA, 2741 nt
Organism: Acanthisitta chloris (rifleman)
Lineage: Eukaryota; Metazoa; Chordata; Aves; Passeriformes; Acanthisittidae
Gene: CFAP251
Product: WD repeat domain 66
Exons: 20
Cellular component (GO): sperm flagellum
Molecular function (GO): protein binding
Source: RefSeq, a predicted model, not a curated record
GGAGCAGGACACGCAGCAGAGGAGCAGGGAGAGCCACCGGUGUGAGGGCUCUGCCAGCUUGGUGUGGGAUGCCACGCCAGGGAUGCUCUUCCAGAAGGACAGGGAGAGCAGCCCUCACUCCCUGAACCUGUCCUGGGUGUUUGGCUACAACAGCAGCUUGGCUGUGCACAGCCUGAUGGACGGGGAGGACCGGGUGCUCCUGUACAUCUCCUCCCACACAGUGGUCAUCCACGACAUCCUGGGGAACAGGCAGUACCACCUGCAGGGCCACACAAAUACCAUUUCUUGCCUGUGUGUGAGUGAAGACAAGCGCUGGGUUGCAACUGCUGACCGAGGGCCAGAUGCUCUGAUCAUUUUAUGGGACUCCUUCUCUGGGGUACCUGUGCGCACCAUCUUCGAGAGCCACCCCGGGGACGGGGUCGGGGCCAUCGCCCUCUCCCACCACGCCAAGUGUCUGGUGACCAUCAGUGCUGGCACGCCGCAGAGAGUUUGUGUUUGGAAGUGGACUUUGCCCACAGAGAAACCCAUGUGCAGCACAGAGCUGAGGCCUGAGUUUGGGCACCAGGAUUAUGUCAUUUUUAACCCUAAAAAUCCCCAUGAGUUUGUCAGCAACAGCAAAACCCAAGUGAUAUUUUAUCAGUGGGACAAUGCCAGUUUGCAGUACUCAGCACCACCCCUGAGCAACCAGACCUUCAAGACUGUGGUGGGACACUUCAGCCAGUCAGUUUUUCACUUUAACAACUCCCAAGCUCUGACAGGCACCUCAGCAGGGAAACUGGUGGUGUGGGACGUGGCCAGUCCCUGCACCUUCUCUGAGGAGCUGCAGACCAAGCCAUGGAGCGUGACAGUCACCAAAGUGGUGCCCAUGCAGGAGGACAGCCUGACCGUGCUCCAGGUGUUGGAGAGCUGCAUAGUAACAGGUGAUGUGAAAGGGCAGGUUAAAUUCUACGAUGGGCAGCUGCGGCUCCUCACCUUCUACAGCCACAGCAAAGUGGGACCAAUUCGGUCCAUCUCCUUCUCCAAACCCCUUCGUGAUCCUCCUGGUGCCUCCCCUGCCUUCUCCAGCUGCCAGCCCUUCCUCACCAGGAACUUUAUCCUUUCAACCUCUGGUGCAACUGUGUUCCAUGUUGCAACAGACAGCACGAAGUUUGAAAGAGUGAUGGAAGAGGCGAAGGAAGCGGUGAAUGCGGUGGCCUGUCACCCACGGCAGGCCCUGGUGGCCGUGGGCAGUCACUGUGGGCUGCUGAAGGUGUGGGACUAUGAGCAGACCCAGUACCUCGUUAGCAGGAUAUUCCCCCAGGCUGGAAUCCGGUGCUUGUCCUAUGACCCUGCAGGUCAUUUUCUGGCCGCUGGUUUGACUGAUGGAAGCGUUUACAUCCUCGAUGCGAUUUCCCUUCUGUCCAGCUGCAGAGAGCUCCAGUUCUCGCAGGGUCCUGUGACUCACGUUAGCUUCUCUCACGACUCCAAGUACCUCGCCACUGCUGAUGAGAAAUACUCAGUGACUGUUUACAAGAGAGUCCUACAAAAUGGGAGCAGAUGCUGGGAGCACCUAGCAGGGCUGGACUCUCACUACAAACCCAUCAGGAGCAUCCUCUUUGGCAUCCAGUUAGAGAGCAACAAGCCCAGGCUCCUGAGCCUCGGGGAGGACAGGCAGCUGGUUGAAUAUGACCUGAACAGCAGCAGCAAGGACCACUUGGUGGUCUUGCACAGAGUCCGGGUAGAGCAGAUUGCUGUGCCCCUGUGCUUGGCCUGGUACCCACAGCUCAGCACUGAGUCCUUCAUCCUCACUGCCAACAACUGCUACAAACUGAAGCUCUACAGCACAGUGACCAAGAUGUGCAGAAAGACUCUUUUGGGACCAACCUAUGGCUCCCCAUUGGAGAAGAUACAAAUCCUCCCAAGAACAAGCCUUGCAGACCCCCAGAAACACUACCUGGUGUAUGUUACAAAGGACAAGGUGGGCUUGCAGAUAUUGCCUGCUGAUGGCAACCCCCACAAGUCCUCAGCCUUCAUUUGCCACCCAGAUGGUGUCUCUGACCUUGCCACCUCCUACAACGGCUGCUAUGUCUUUACAGCAGGGGGGAACGACUGCACCGUUAUGAAAUGGAAGGUCGACCUAAAUGCCUUGGAUGCUGCUGUUUUCCUGGGUGGGGAGGACCUCGUCCCAUUCUACAACCUCCUGGAUGGUGGCAGAGAAGGCGAAUCCUUCAGGGAGCUGGAAGACUAUUUUUACUACGCACAGCUGUGCAGCCACGGUGUGGAUACACAGGAGAGCAGACAGGUGUCAACACAUAUUCCCUUGGAGGAAAUUCCCUCUGUAAUGAGAGCAAUGGGAUUUUAUCCUUCAGAGAAAGAGAUUGAAGAAAUGAUAAAUGAAGUAAAGCUCAGCAAGUGCAUGGAUACUGGAGAACAAGUGACACAAAUCAAUUUAGAGGAGUUUAUCAAACUGUAUAUAAAUCAUCACCCUGCAUUUGGUUUGUCAAUGAAAACCAUACAACAAGCGUUUCGGGUUCUUGGCUAUGAUAAUGAGAAGGGAGACAAAGUUAUUGACAGAGGAGACUUACUGUUGCUGCUUCAGUGCAGAGGAGAGCGGAUGACGGAGCAUGAGCUGGCACAGUGUCUGACCACCCUGCUGGGCAGCAGACCUGGGGGAGAAGGAUCUGAACUGGACACCUACGAUCCCUCAGGUGCAGCAGCUUUGACUGGAGAAGAAAUUCCAGCAGAAAUCACAGCAGAGAUAU